Eupeodes corollae is the source of this 4192-nucleotide messenger RNA. It is a transcript of the gene centrocortin, whose product is annotated as cerebellar degeneration-related protein 2-like. The transcript is spliced from 8 exons. The record is from RefSeq and is a predicted model, not a curated record. Lineage: Eukaryota; Metazoa; Arthropoda; Insecta; Diptera; Syrphidae. The coding region runs from base 899 to 3289 and encodes 796 amino acids.
GACGACGACUUUGUUGUUUGUUUUAGUUGUUGCGCGCGAGGUGGUUCGUUUAAGCUCUGAGCAAUAGCCACAGUGAUUGCGAUCAAUCGGGGGACUAGGGUCAAGCUUUUUUUAAUCGUCGUCGUCUUCGCUGUCAUCGUUGUUUCUAUGAGUGCGUCGUCGUCGUUUUCAAUGAAUUAUUCUUUAUUUUAUUGAAUUUAUUGUGGAUCGUUUAUCUUUUUUUUUUUAAUAAUUUUUACCUGAUCGGUUGCAGUUAAUGCAAAUUUUGACAAUAAUUUUGACAGUAUUGCAUCAAUAUUUAUAGAAUUUAAGAACUCUAGUGGCCAAAAUAAAGAUUUUCUUAAAGUAUCCUUUUUUCGUGUGUUUUGUGUGUCUGUUCCCGUGUGUUUUUGUUUGAUCAGGAUCAAUAAUAAAUCGAUAUCAUCGGUAUUUUUUGUAUAAUAAAUUUAAUUAAAAAUGCUAAUUUAAGCUUUUUUUCUGAACGGUCACAUAGAUUUUCUGCUUAAAUUAAGAAGAAUUUAUUACAUCUGCUUACAAAGUGCAGCGGUUCAAAGGAAUUAACCGUUAUAUUCAAAUGAAAUUCAAAAGCUUUAUAUUUUAAAGUGUCUAUAUGUGCAAAUUUAUUUAACAUAUUAAAAUAACGGUAGAAAAUUAAAAUUUAUACUGUGUAUAUGGAAUUCAAAAAAUAGUGUGAUACCCCUUCCCUCCUCCUAGAAUAUAUUUUGUUAGUGAAUUCUUAAACGAGCAUAUUUAACCCACAAAUAUUGGGUUAUUUUGCGUGUGCCAUAUACAGAAAGCGUAUUUUGUAUAUAUAAAUAACUGUAAUUUUGUUUGCAGUUCUUUCAUACAUAUACAUAAUAUAUAAAAUAAGAAAGACACCAUUGUUAGCAAAAUAAACAUGGCGACCCAUAAAGAACUGUCAUUUGACUGGAGUAUCCUAUAUCAAGACUAUGACCAAUGGACCAAAACAGAUUUACAAUUAGCUGCAGAACUUGGAAAGACAUUAUUAGAACGCAACAAAGAGUUGGAAACAACGUUAAAACAUCACCAAAACAUCAUCGAUGAUCAAGCUCAAGAAAUUAUUUAUCUUCAAAAACAAACAGCUGCCCUUCGUGAAGUCAACGAUUCUCGUCUCAAAAUCUAUGAACAACUAGAAGUUGGUGUUCAAGAAUUAGAACGUUCUAAUCAUCGUCUAAAUGUUGAAAAUAAUAAUCAUAAGAAACAUGUUAAAACGUUGGUACAUAACAUUGAAACAUUAGAAUGUCGUUGUGAAGAACUUACAAAAACAGUUGAAGAAACCAAACAGACAUUAACGAUAGAAAGACGAAAAAAUGAAAGGUUACUGCAGGAGAAAAACAAUGCUGGCAAUGAUCAAAUGGAAGUUCGUUUGCGACAUCACCAGAAGGAAACCAGCAAUAACAGUGAAGGCGAUACAGAGAUCUUCCAUGCAAACACUACGAAUCCAGAAAAUUGUAGUUUUGCAUUCCUGUCAUCUAGUGCCGAUAACAAAAAUGCCAAUUCCACCGGCAUUUCAGACAGUUCACAGAACGAAUCUAUUAACAUUAGUCUAGAUGGCGCUGAGGAUAAUGAAGAACUUAUACGUGUUAUAAGUGAUUUGGAAACAACCAAAAAAGCUCUGCUCUCAGAACAACAAAGAGUUGGUGAGCUUGAAGAUCAACUUGUUGCUAUAAUCCAAGAGAAUCAAACUCUGCAAGGUCGCUUAGUCCAGGGUUCAAAUGAAGAAAUGAAAUCAGUCCAUGAAGAGCUUUCAAUUUUGGAAGAAGUUCGGCAAGGAAAUAUGUGCAGUCGUUGCUUGCGAGCCUGCGAUGAAAGACUGACAGCACACGAUGAAGCCUCUUCAAUUGCUCCCACCGAAGAGGAUGAUGAUCGUAGUUUGCUAGAUAUGGAAGCCGUUGGGGGCGGUAACGAAAGUAAUGGUGACACAUCGUCACAAGUAGCCUAUCAUCGAUCAGCCGUCACAAUAAAGGUUGCCUCAAGACUCCCUCAAGUUUCUCUGGAUUUGAAAGCUCCGGCAAGCCCGAAUCCAUACAGGGAUUUGGUUGAGAAGUACGAAGCCUUACUUGAAGUCCAACGUCAUUCGGUGUCGCAUAAGAGUGGCGUUUCUUUGGCCGAAGAAUUCCAAUCGAGCGGUGAUUUCACGUCACUGCAUAUGAAAGAUAACAGCGACAAAAAUUCCGCUCAAAACCCAGACCAUCAUCAUCAAGAGAACACCCAAAACAGUCGCAAUAGCAAAAUCAAUAGACGAACACCGACCGAAUUCUCAGAAGCGGAGACAUCAUCGUCAGGAUUCUCGGAUGAGACCAGCAAUAAAGGAACCCAGACCGAUGACAGACCCGGCUAUUUCUUAUGCUCAAUUGGCGAUGGUGAAGACUGCAAAUUUAGCAUUUAUGAUGAUGCUAGUCCCAUUGAUUCAAGAUUCCGUAAUCGCCCUGAAUAUCGUGAGCUUUUCAAGGAGAUCUUUGCUGUACUCAAGAAAGCAGCAGAGAAUAAGGAAGAAGGUGACAGAUUGCCGCUACUUGACGACACACAUCCUCCAGCGGCAAAGGUUCCUCCUGUAACACCAGCCAAUGAGGAAAUGCCCUCAAUGGACUUUGCCGAUGAUGCCCAGAGUAUUAUUUCGUCGGCUAUAUCCGAGCAGUCAUUUGCCAUGUCUGAGUGUAUUACCAAAAUGGAACGAAAGACCGCCAAGAAGCACAUAAUUGAGAAAAACCAGGAGAACCAACCGCCAUCUUUGUCGGGCUCAACAACACUUACACCAGCUAUCAUCGAAAACGGCCGAGUUCUUACUCCACUUAAGCGCGAGCCCUUGGAAUACUUAACGGUUGGAGUGGGCAUCAAGAAGAAGAGCAAGAAAAAGAAUCGCAACUACGGAACCGAACGAUCUGAGUCCCCUGCUGCUCUACCUUCCCCACCAAGGGUAUACUACAGUAGUGGAAAGAAACGUCGCGAUAUGAGGCCAUUUAAUCAUUCACCAUCCACCAGCGGUACACCAACUUCGUCAACCUUUGGUCAAAGUCAUGCUCGUAGACCCAAUUUUGAAUGGAAUGGAGAUUCGAUUAUCAUUUAUAAUCGUGGCGUGAAUUCAGCGGCAUCCUCACCACGAGCCCCAAUUACACCACGAAGUCGUGAACUUGAUUUAAGUGGAGUAGAGUUCCGCCCCAGUACCGUGUCACAGGACUUGCACAAACUUAAGAAACUAGAUCUUUCCUACGCUGAAGUAUUGCGACGAGCGGAUGCAUGCAAACAACCCUACCAACGAAGGAAAUAAAUGCUAGAUUGAAUAAAUGUCAUAAAACUUACGAUAUAAGAAGGAUGAACAUGAGAAUGAGUUUGCUGCCACAGAUUUAGAUAGUUUUAAAUAUCUCGAACGCGUCUUAGCGAUAAAAUUCCUUAUUAAAUAUAAACACAUAAUAAUUUUUUGCUAUAACAAAAUAUAUAAAAAUAAAUAAAUAGAAAAUUACGUAUAUAUAAAUCUUAAACAUAAAAAAAAAAAUACUAAGUCCGGAUGUUUGUUUUUUAAAAGACAAUAUUUGAGGAAGAAUCACAAAAUAGAUUAUUUACAAUUAUUUUUUUUUUCAAACAAUUUCUUUUGUAAAUAUUAAAAUGAUAAACAAAAACAAAAUUAAACAAAACAAAACAAAAACAAAAACAAUAAUACGACGUAAACUUUAUUAAAUUAUGCAAAAUUUGUUCAUAAUUAUUUCGCGCAAUCCAAUUAAAUUAAACAAAAAAAAAAUAUAUAUUAAAUAUAAUAGACUUUUAUUUAAACAUAAUUUUUUUUUAAACUUAAUCUUUGUCCUAAAAAUAAACUUAACUUUUAUUGAUUUGUUUUUUAAAUGAUACACUAAUUCGAAGAUAUUUAAAGCUGAAGAAGAUAAAACAAAAGAUUAGGUAUUGAAUGAUCAAUGAUACACAAAAAUAAAACAAAAUAAAAAGAAAUAUUUAAUAAUUUAAGAAAAGACAGAGCUGAAUUUAAGGAAAAAUUAAAUUAAAAUUGUAUUUAGAAAAUAAAAAUAAUAAAGAAAAGAAACGUCAAAAUAGCCAAUCAGAUGGAUAUUUACGAACAAGAAAUGUAAGAGAUAUUUGGUAUUUUCUUUGGAUCAAAAAUUAGCAUGUAAUGUCUAUUGCAGUCUGAACUGAAUGAAUAUAUAUAUAACAACUAUACAAUGUA